AUGGCUUCCAUUCCAUUCCAAUACACACCCCUUGACAAAGGAAAAACGGAAAUUCGCCUGCUUGAAAUCAUCCCACAAGUCGACUCUAGCCUGAAAUACUCUUUAACGACAUCCAAUCUCAAAACAAGUCCGCCGUAUAUUGCUCUUUCGUAUACUUGGGGAAAUGAUGAGCCUAGCCACACGAUCGUAGUUAAUGGGCGAGUCUUUAAAGUACGAGACAACUUGAGCUACGUGUUGCCGCACUUGGCGAAACUCCGACGCAAUGGGGAACAGUCUGGAUUCCGACGAGACGAGCAAUACUUUUGGAUUGAUGCUAUCUGUAUUGAUCAGCAAGAUACAAAAGAGCGCAAUCAUCAGGUGGCCAUAAUGGCAGACAUCUUUAACAGCGCUUCCCUGACAAUUGCGUGGUUGGGCCCAGAAGACGAGCACUUUCGAACCCUGACUACGGUCAAUUUAGGAGAUUUACAGAAAUCACGAGAUUCUCGAGAGAGCCAUGCAAACCUCCAACGUCGGCUUUUGGCAGAAUUACAAGAAUUACAAAAUCAUGGAGAAGAUGGUCUGAGCCACCCCCUUGACUCCCCCACACCCUACGACGCAGCCUUCGACCAGGAUUUCAACGAAGAUGAAGAGCAGUUGUGGCAUCAGGUCAAAUCCUGUAUGGAGAAAAUCGCUUGCAUGGAGUAUUUCACCAGAAUGUGGAUUAUACAAGAGAUUUUGCUGUCCCGAGAGUUGUGGGUCAUGUGCGGCAACAGUAUAUGUACGUGGCGAGCUCUGGAGGAAUGUUGGCUGCAUUGCUUCGGUAUAGGGGACCCAAGGUAUAGAGAUCUUGCGUUCAAGGUCUCCAAAUUUAUGGACCGGGUCUUGGAAGAAGUCAGAAAUCCGACAGAUCCGCUGCACUCAGUAAUGGCAUCACGGUUUCUGCGCAACGAGCGGUCAUUCCGUCUGGACGUUCUGGUACACCUCUACCACGACAGAAGAUGCAAAGACCCUCUCGAUUGA
This is a messenger RNA of Pestalotiopsis fici W106-1, 999 nucleotides long. RefSeq lists its product as uncharacterized. Lineage: Eukaryota; Fungi; Ascomycota; Sordariomycetes; Amphisphaeriales; Sporocadaceae. The record is from RefSeq and is a predicted model, not a curated record. The coding region runs from base 1 to 999 and encodes 332 amino acids. The transcript has a single exon.